Malassezia sympodialis ATCC 42132 is the source of this 2907-nucleotide messenger RNA. RefSeq lists its product as uncharacterized. NCBI's taxonomy places the organism in Eukaryota, Fungi, Basidiomycota, Malasseziomycetes, Malasseziales, Malasseziaceae. Bases 1 to 2907 code for a protein of 968 amino acids. The record is from RefSeq and is a predicted model, not a curated record. Gene Ontology annotation, cellular component: telomerase catalytic core complex. The transcript has 2 exons. Gene Ontology annotation, biological process: telomere maintenance via telomerase. Gene Ontology annotation, molecular function: telomerase activity; telomeric repeat DNA binding; telomerase RNA binding.
AUGCGAGAAUAUCUAUCGCGCAUUGUGCCACACGAGCGCGCUGCUAAGCUGUGGCAGGCUGUGCCGCCGGCUGUAGAGGAAGAAUGGCGGGUCAUGCUCGAUGGGCUGAUAGGCCUCGACGAUGCGUCGAACGCAGAACUAGCAACGUAUGAUGUACCGUACGAGUUAGCACGCAUAAACUCAGAACCUUCCAGUACACCGCACAUUGUGCGCAUGAUGGAUUACGUCCAGACUGAGAUCCAGGCAUCCAAGCGCUCCGACAUUCUACUCCUAGGCUAUAAGUCUACGCCUGGCAUAACGGCUCGUGAGCGCUGGACUAACACACACCCCAACACUAUUUUGACAUCCUUGCUCCUGAAUACGGUAUGGCAUAUACUGUUAGAGCGCCUGGGUAUGCCAGUGUUUGCCUAUCUUUUGUUACACAGCAGCUUCUUCCUCCCGCUGGACGCACAAGCGCAUGAUACGUACGUCCAGAUGUGGGGCAUCCCCCUCACCGAGCGUCAGCCACGUCGAGACAGAAAUCUCAGCAGCGUGUCGCGGCCGACAGGAUCUACCAGCCUCACUGUGCCUAUGCAGCAAGUCUACUUGCCUCGCUCGCUGCUAUUUUAUGCACGUCCACACAUGAUCGCCCGGCGCGGCGUAUGCUUGGGCCUUCCACCAGAGCACCCUUUCCAGACAACGACGCUGCCUACGCAUUAUGAGCGCCGCGUGCACACUGCCCGCAUUGUCCAAGGCAUGUUCCCCCAGGCCUUUGGGCAGGGCUAUGCAUGGGAACCCCGCGUACCAAAACGUGUGCGGCGAUGGCCAAAGCACCUGCAAGCCGUGUCUUCACUCGUAUCGGCAAUGCUAAAGCGGCACGCCAAAUUCCGGUACGACCGGGCACUGGAGCUAUGCUGUCCUAGCGCCCUCCCACGCGGCCGCGCAGCUCGCGCGCGGCGUAGCCGACUGGCUACUCAGUUUGCCGGUCCCGAGACAGCUGUCGCACCGUGGCCCCAUGCCAGUACGCAGGUGGACGCAUCACUGACCCGUGCGUCCGUGUCGCGCAUGGCGACGGAGCCUCGGUUCUUCAAAUAUGCCACGUCAGCGGGUCGCGUUAGCUGGUUCGUGCGCCUGGUCCUGCAUCAUGUCGUGCCGUUCGCCUUCUUUGGCAGUGUGCACAACCGGCGCAUUGUGUGCCGGAGUGUGAAGCGCCUUGUUCAGGCGCGGAGGUAUGAGCGUGUGUCGCUGUUUGAUGUACUGCAAGGCUUCCGCACACGCGACUGUGCGUGGCUUGCACACCCCGAUUCGCACUGGGUUCAGCGCCGACUAUGUGAGUGGAUGUGGUGGCUGUUUUCCCAGCUUAUCAUUCCCCUGCUGCGCACGACCUUUUAUGCCACGGACACAGCAGCUUUCCGUCAGCGUGUGCUGUACUUCCGCCAGGAUGUGUGGGUGCAAGUUAGUCGACCACUUUUGGAGCGCCUGCGCACCGACCUCUUUGAGCAGGUGCAUGAGCCUGUCCAUGCGUCUGUGCCCUAUGCAACGGUGCGCCUCGUGCCCAAAGAGACGACAGUGCGCCCGAUCAUUAAUCUACGCCGCCGUAUGCCUGGUACCGGACGAUCAAUGAAUGCGCACCUGCAGAGCGCCUUUGAUGUGCUCUCGUAUGAAGCUGCACGGCAGCCCGAGCGUCUAGGCGCGGCAGUUGGCAGCAUGAAGGGCCUAUACAUGCGCCUCAAAGCCUACAAGGACGUCUUGCUUGCUACAUACGCCCAACUUCCGCGCCUAUACAUGGUGCGCGCAGAUAUUCGCGCAGCAUUCGACUCACUCGACCAUACACAACUCCUCAAGGUUGUGCGUGCUUUGCUGCCAAAAGAGGCGUCGUACGUCGUGCAGCGUUACACGCACAUCCACACGACCGAUCGGCAUGUGUGGCGCGUCACGAGCCGCCGCGCCUGGCCCGAUGCGCAGUACCCCAGUUUUGUGCCGAGUAUGCAGGGCCAGGCGUCCACCUGGCACCAUGUGGUGCUGAUGGACGGCGUCACAUACCCGGUGGAGGAAGCCUCCGAGAUCCUCGAGCGCGUUGAAGCGCAUAUUACACGCAGCUUGGUCCGCCUGGGACCUGCACUGUAUCGCCAGAGGAGGGGCAUACCCCAGGGCUCGAUCCUAUCGAGCCUGCUGUGCAAUCUGCUAUUGGCCGACGCGGAGCGCACGUACCUCCCGCUCGACCCUGGCGACUGUCUGUUGCGGCUCACCGACGACUACUUAUUCCUAUCGCCGAGCCUGGAGCGUGCUCGUGCCAUGUGCCUGGCGCUGUACCGUGGCUUUCCCGAGCACGGGUGCCAUAUUGCGCCUCAUAAAUGUCUCGUCAACUUUGAUAUGUUGCUGCCUCACGGCUACGUGGUGCCGCGCAUUGCGGCGCAGGCACCGUUCCCGUGGUGCGGCGUGCAGAUUCACCCGUGCACACUCGGGAUUGCAUCGGAUACCCAAAGAUACCCCUUCCAUAUGGGCGACACACUCUCUGUGCGUCGCGGCGGCCUAGGCGCCAUGCUGAUCCGCCUUGUGCGGCAACGCACUAUGGCUAUUUUCACUGAUACGGCGCUCAAUACCGUCGCGGGCGCGUAUGCCAAUCUGCUCGAAUCCUUUGUGCUGGCUGCGGCCAAGCUGCAUGUAUGGCUGCGCCACCUGCCCUAUGCGCAUCCGCCGCAUGUCCUGCGCACUAUCACGCACGCCGUGCUCAGCACAUGGCCGCUGCUACGCGUUCACACACGCGCAGCAGCACCAGGCGCCCAGUUUCAUCUGAAGCGUCGGUGCGUCGAGUGGCUAGGCUGGUUUGCAUUUGCACGCGUGCUGCACCACUGGCGCCAGCACGACGAACUGGUAGCUCAGCUGCACCGCACGCAGCUCGAGGCGCCGCAGUCGACUUGCCCUUGA